AUAUAAAAUAAAGUCCCUGCAAAAGAACAAAAGAGAAAAAAUGGAAUGCAAACAACAUGAUAGAGAGCCAAACUCUGCAUCCAGCAUUUCAACCGGGAUGGGACCUGGAAGAUAUCCGCUUGGCCUUCUUCAAAUGCACCCGAUGGCAAGUAGAAGAAACUCUGGAUCCAAUCAACUGCCCCUUCCAUUACUUUUGUGACAGCGUUUAUCCCGGCCAUUACCCGCAGGUCGUCGACAUUCUCGUUCUUCUCCUCGCCACUGCUUCGUACCUUGCAACACUGGUCAUCAUGUUGAUAGAUAUAUCGAGAAGAGGGCGGCCUUGCUUGAGUCAGUCCAAGAGGUUGUUUCUGCCAUCAGGUCCACUGUCACUCCCCUUAAUCCUAUUGGCAUUAGCCAAGGGCUCGCGUAUCAACAUCUUAUACCCUUUCUCCUGCAUUGCUCCGGCAAUUCUUCAACUGGUUCAAAUUUCGUCUCUUGCGUUCGACAAUGGAGUGGAUAAGGACCCUAGGUACGCAUUCUUGGAAGCUUCCACCAUUUCGGGGAUUCUGCAUGCGAGUGUAUACCUGGAUUCCAUCAUCCUACCUUACUAUACCGGUAUCGAUGCUCUGGCGUCGUCGACGUUUUCCGGUGAGUGCCUAUCUUGCAUGUGCCGUAAACAGGUUUUGGUUGCAGGGGGGAAGUUGAUCUCUUACAGGGGAUUAUCAGUUACUACAUUUUGUGUGAUGGGGGGUUUGUGUUUAAGGAUCGUUUGCAGACUGUCAACGGAGAACAAAGCAAAAACCUUAACUAUCAAGUCCCUCUUGGAGAGUUUAGCUUGGAUCUUGAUCACCAAAGAUUGCGUCUAUCUGGUGGCGAACACUCCGGCAGAACAACCGCUGCUUCAAGCUGCUGCUUUUGGUGGCAUACUGCUAUUAAUUUGCCUUCAUGGACUCAAGGUGUUAUGCAUUCGAAUUACGCAAUCGCACCGGUGAGGUUGAAAUGAUGUGUACGGUAGAUGAGUGUGGGGUCUUAAUAUCAUUACCACCCGUAGAAGCAGCUGCAUUGAGUGUACAUGGUUGAGAUUUGCUCAAAGACACCAUCUAAGUUGUAUAGGAAGACCAAAUGUACAGUUGAAUUCACAUCAUCGUCUCAUUGUAGAACGAAUUAGCUGAUUGUUUGGCCCUCAAAUUACUAUUGUUAAUGGUAUGAAUGAGGGUGCCAACCCCUUUUUUUUUCUGGAUCUGUAAUUGAUUGUGUAAUUUCUUUUCGGAUUUAAGCAGGGGAAAUGUGGAAAUGGUGCGACUAAUUGUUCCC
Gossypium raimondii (Peruvian cotton) is the source of this 1293-nucleotide messenger RNA. RefSeq lists its product as uncharacterized. NCBI's taxonomy places the organism in Eukaryota, Viridiplantae, Streptophyta, Magnoliopsida, Malvales, Malvaceae. The transcript has a single exon. The record is from RefSeq and is a predicted model, not a curated record. Bases 57 to 971 code for a protein of 304 amino acids.